UAAUGAUGAAUAACGAACCGAAUGGGGAUCAGGAGGAUGAAGCGGAGGUGCCACCACCGACAUCCGCAAUUUCGGGCCAGAUCAAGGCCAUUGCCAAGGACACAGUGCACAAGAUCUGCUCCGGCCAGGUGGUUCUCAGCUUGGCAGUGGCCGUCAAGGAGCUGGUGGAGAACUCCAUUGAUGCGGGUGCCACGCUGGUGGAGAUCAAGCUGAAGGAUCAGGGCCUGCAGGGCGUGGAGGUCAGCGAUAACGGCAGUGGCGUGGAGGAAGUGAAUCUGGAGGGCAUGACGGCCAAGUAUCACACUUCGAAGAUCCGGGAAUUCGUGGAUCUCCUGGGCGUGGAAACCUUUGGAUUUCGUGGAGAAGCCCUGAGUUCCCUUUGUGCCUUGUCCGAUAUGGUGAUCCAAACGCGGCACAAGUCCACCGAAGUGGGCAUCAAAGUGGAACUGGACCACGAGGGCAGGAUCAAGAAGCGUUCUCCUUGCGCCCGCGGCAUUGGCACCACCGUCAGCCUGGCCAAUCUCUUUGCCACUCUGCCCGUUCGUCGACGGGACUUCACGCGGAAUAUUAAGAAAGAGUUCACCAAGAUGUGCCAGAUCCUGCAGGCCUACUGCCUGGUCACCAAGGGUGUGCGCAUCCUCUGCAGCAAUCAGACACCCAAAGGAGCUAAAACGGUGGUGCUUCAAACACACGGCAACCAGGAGGUCAUGGCCAAUAUAUCGGCCAUAUUCGGAGCACGCCAGGCGGCGGAUCUGGUGCCCCUGAAGUCGCCCUUCGAGCAGGGUCAUCUAAGCGAGGCGACCCUCCGGGCAGAUCUCGAAUCUUCCGCAGAUGCAGCCGAUACGACUUGCACGCAAUUCAGUGCCGAGGAUGUGGAGCGUCUCAAUCAAGCGGACUUCCAACUGGAGGGCUUCAUUUCCAGCUGUCGUCAUGGCGCAGGACGCUCCAGCAGAGAUCGUCAGUACUUUUUCGUCAACUCAAGACCCUGUGAUCCCAAGAAUAUAGCCAAGGUAAUGAACGAGGUGUACCAUCGCUAUAAUGUCCAGCAGCAGCCCUUCAUCUAUUUGAACAUAAUCACGGCCCGCUCCGAUGUGGAUGUGAAUCUCACGCCCGACAAGCGCCAAUUGCUGAUCAACAACGAGCGGAUUCUCCUGCUGGCGCUGAAGAAGUCCCUGCUGGACACCUUUGGUCAAACGCCAGCUACUUUUCAAAUGCAAAACACCACCAUUGUGAGCAUGCUGGAGCCUAAAAUAAAGCAGGAUAAAACUGAAUCCCCUCAAGAGCUUGGCAAGGAGGAAAAGUGUGAAGAAACGGUUGAUGAAGAUGUUCCUAUUAGCUCAUCGCAGAGAUUCAUGGAUGUGCUCACCCAGUGGCGACGCACUGGCGACACAAAAGGUACGGCGCCACCAGUUCCCAUUAAACGGCGAUGCAGUGAAACCGAGGAGUUAGCCACGCGAUCCUUGAAAAUGCAAAAGAUUCAUACAUUUCUCAGCCAAGAGUCGCCGAAGGAGCAGAGCUCGAAAUGCGAGUCGGAAACUGAAGAAGCGAGUGAUGUGGAAAAGCCAAAGGAGAACAAGGAGCAGGGCAAUCUGGAUGAUAGUUUCCUGAACCUUAAAGAAAUGGCUAAGGAGUCCGAAGCCUAUGAUCUUCUGACGCAACCUGCCAGAGUUCCUCGCAUAGAUUGCAAGGUACUGACGCCGAUUAAAAGUCGACGUAGCAUUGCCGAGUUCAAGAAAGACACAAAUUCACUGACCAAACAAGACACCCCGGCAAAAACCAAUCCAAAACCUCCCAGCUCUCCUCAGUUAUCCCAAGAAACCGACAUAGUCAGCGACGAUGACGACCACAUUGAGCUGCCCACACGCAUUGAGUUUGAUGAAGGGGUCGAGGAGGGACCGCCUGCCAAUUUCUCAAGCGGAGAAUUGACCACCUCGCUGGAGGAGAUUGCUGCAUCCUUAAAGGCCCAAGAGGCUCUGCAGCGGGAUCGAAAAGCACGUGCCAAACUACAACGUCUACGUUUUAAGACCGAAAUUAAUCCCAACCAGAACAACAAUGCGGAGGCCGAAUUGCAGCGGGAAAUAGGCAAGGAGGACUUUGCCCGCAUGGACAUCAUAGGACAGUUUAAUCUGGGCUUUAUCAUAGUCAAACUGGAGGAUGAUCUCUUCAUUGUGGACCAGCAUGCCACCGAUGAGAAGUACAACUUUGAGACACUGCAGCGCACCACUCAGUUGGAGUAUCAGCGCUUGACGGUGCCCCAAAAUCUGGAACUGACUGCGGUAAACGAGAUGGUGCUCAUGGACCACCUUCCGGUCUUUGAGAAGAACGGGUUUAAGUUUGAGAUAAAUCACGAGGCUCCUGCCACGAAAAAGGUGCGUUUGUUGGGCAAGCCUCAUAGCAAACGCUGGGAAUUCGGUAAGGAGGACAUAGACGAGCUCAUCUUCAUGCUGCAAGAUGCGCCCGAGGGCACCAUUUGUCGUCCGUCCAGGGUGCGUGCCAUGUUCGCAUCUCGAGCCUGCCGGAAAUCCGUGAUGAUUGGCACUGCUCUCAACAGAAACACAACGAUGAGGAGACUCAUCACCCAAAUGGGGGAAAUUGAACAGCCUUGGAACUGUCCACAUGGACGACCCACCAUGCGUCACCUCAUAAAUAUCACAAUGCUCACGGACAACGACGAUGAUGAGGAGGAAGUUGCUUCGGCUCAACAAAAGCCGGAAUAG
Molecule: messenger RNA, 2717 nt
Organism: Drosophila takahashii
Lineage: Eukaryota; Metazoa; Arthropoda; Insecta; Diptera; Drosophilidae
Gene: Pms2
Product: mismatch repair endonuclease PMS2
Biological process (GO): mismatch repair
Cellular component (GO): MutLalpha complex
Molecular function (GO): ATP binding; ATP hydrolysis activity; mismatched DNA binding
Source: RefSeq, a predicted model, not a curated record